Rhinopithecus roxellana (golden snub-nosed monkey) is the source of this 2985-nucleotide messenger RNA. It is a transcript of the gene DLGAP5, whose product is annotated as DLG associated protein 5. NCBI's taxonomy places the organism in Eukaryota, Metazoa, Chordata, Mammalia, Primates, Cercopithecidae. Bases 218 to 2767 code for a protein of 849 amino acids. The record is from RefSeq and is a predicted model, not a curated record. Gene Ontology annotation, cellular component: cytoplasm; nucleus; spindle pole centrosome. Gene Ontology annotation, biological process: kinetochore assembly; signaling; centrosome localization. The transcript is spliced from 19 exons. Gene Ontology annotation, molecular function: microtubule binding.
AGCAAACCAAUCGCAAGCCUCGUUGAGUGGAAGGGGCGGGAUCUUCCCCGGAAGUGUUGGUUAAAGCCCCUCCAAUCAGCAGCUCCGUGCGGCAAGUUUGAAUUUCGUGGAGGCUCGGGUUGUGAACGUUCCUGCUUCGGAGUCGGCGGUGGUCGUCCAGAACGAGUGUUGUUUACUUUUUGUUUGGUUGAGGUUUCACGCUAGAAGGUGCCUCAGGAUGUCUUCAUCACAUUUUGCCAGUCGGCACAGGAAGGAUUUAAGUACUGAAAUGAUUAGAACUAAAAUUGCUCAUAGGAAAUCACUGUCUCAGAAAGAAAACAGACAUAAGGAAUAUGAACGAAAUAGACACUUUGGUUUGAAAGAUGUAAACAUUCCAACCUUGGAAGGUAGAAUUCUUGUUGAAUUAGAUGAGACUUCUCAAGAACUUAUUCCAGAAAAGGCCGUCGUUAAGCCAAGGGCAAUGAAAACUAUUCUAGGUGAUCAACGAAAACAGAUGCUCCAAAAAUACAAAGAAGAAAAGCAGCUUCAAAAAUUGAAAGAGCAGAGAGAGAAAGCUAAACGAGGAAUAUUUAAAGUGGGUCGUUAUAGACCUGAUAUGCCUUGUUUUCUUUUAUCAAACCAGAAUGCUGUGAAAGCUGAGCCAAAAAAGGCUAUUCCAUCUUCUGUACGGAUUACAAGGUCAAAGGCCAAAGACCAAAUGGAGCAGACUAAGAUUGAUAAUGAGAAUGAUGUUCGAGCAAUUCGACCUGGUCAAAGACAAACUUCUGAAAAGAAAGUGUCAGACAAAGAGAAAAAAGUCGUGCAGCCUGUAAUGCCCAUGUCAUUGAGAAUGACUCGAUCAGCUACUCAAGCGGCAAAGCAGGUUCCCAGAACAGUCUCAUCUACCACAGCAAGAAAGCCAGUCACAAGAGCCGCUAAUGAAAACGAACCAGAAAGAAAGGUGCCAAGUAAUAAAGGAAGACCUGCCAAAAAUGUAGGAACAAAACCUGACAAGGGUAUUUCUUGUAAAGUUGAUAGUGAAGAAAACACUUUGAAUUCACAAACUAGUGCAACAAGUGGAAUGGAUCCAGAUGGAGCCUUAUCAAAAGUGGAAAACUUACCUGAGAUGAAUAUUGCAAAAAUAAAAGGGAAGAAUUCCUUUGCACCUAAAGAUUUUAUGUUUCAGCCACUGGAUGGUCUGAAGACCUAUCAAGUAACACCUAUGACUCCCGGAAGUGCUAAUGCUUUUUUGACACCCAGUUACACCUGGACUCCUUUAAAAACAGAAGUUGAUGAGUCUCAAGAAGCAACAAAAGAAAUUUUGGCACAAAAAUGUAAAACUUACUCUACCAAGACAAUACAGCAAGAUUCAAAUAAAUUGCAAUGUCCUUUGGGUCCUCUAACAGUUUGGCAUGAAGAACAUGUUUUAAACAAAAAUGAAGCUACUACUAAAAAUUCAAAUGGCCUUCCGAUCAAAGAAGUCCCACCACUUGAAAGAAAUGAAGGUCAAAUAACUCAGCCCCACCAUGAUGUGCUAUAUUUCAGAAAUAUCCUCCAAUCAGAAACUGAGAAAUUAACUUCACAUUGCCAUGAGUGGGACAGGAAGCUUGAAUUGGACAUUCCAGAUGAUGCUAAAGAUCUUAUUCGCACAGCAGUUGGUCAAACAAGACUCCUUAUGAAGGAAAGGUUCAAACAGUUUGAAGGACUGGUUGGUGAUUGUGAAUAUAAACGAGGUGUAAAGGAGACUACCUGUACAGAUCUGGAUGGAUUUUGGGAUAUGGUUAGUUUUCAGAUAGAAGAUGUAAUCCACAAAUUCAACAAUCUGAUCAAACUUGAGGAAUCUGGGUGGCAAGUCAAUAAUAAUAUGAAUAAUAAUAUGAACAAAAAUGUCUUUAGGAAAAAAGUUGUCUCAGGUAUAGCGAGUAAACCAAAACAGGAUGAUGCUGGAAGAAUUGCAGCGAGAAAUCGCCUAGCUGCCAUAAAAAAUGCAAUGAGAGAGAGAAUUAAGCAGGAAGAACAAGCUGAAAUAGCAGCCUCUGUGAUACCAAAGGAAGUUGAUAAAAUAGUAUUUGAUGCUGGAUUUUUCAGAGUUGAAAGUCCUAUUAAAUCAUUCUCAGGAAUUUCUGUCUCUUCUGAAGGCCUUUCUCAAAGACUUAGAACACCUAAGUCAGUCAGCAAAGCUGUAUCUCAGAGUAGAAAUGAGAUGGGCCUUCUACGACAAACUACGUCACCAGAAAGUGCCGGUCCUCAGAAUACUAAAAGUGAACAUGUGAAGAAGACUUUGUUUUUGAAUAUUCCUGAAAGCAGGAACAGCAUAGUGGAAGAUGCUCAGUGUCCUGGAUUACCAGAUUUAAUUGAAGAAAACCAUGAUGUAAAUAAGACAAACUUGAAGGUGGAUUGUUUACCCAGGGAGAGAAUGAGUUUGCCUCUUCUUGCUGGUGGAGUAGCAGAUGAUAUUAAUACUAACAAAAAAGAAGGAAUUUCAGAUGUUGUGGAAGGAAUGGAACUGAAUUCUUCGAUUACAUCACAGGAUGUUUUGAUGAGUAGCUCUGAAAAAGAUACAGCUUCACAAAAUAGCAUCUUAGAAGAAGGGGAAACUAAAAUUUCUCAGUCAGUACUAUUUGAUAAUAAAAGUCUCACUACUGAAUGCCACCUUCUUGAUUCGCCAGGUCUAAAGUGCAGUAAUCCAUUUACUCAGCUGGAGAGGAGACAUCAAGAGCAUGCCAGACACAUUUCUUUUGGUGGUAACCUGAUUACUUUUUCACCUCUACAACCAGGAGAAUUUUGAAUUUAAAAAUAAAUCCAUUUUCCUUCACAUUAUCAAUGCUUAUAUAUUCUUUAGACUAUUGAAAUUUUGGAGAAAAUGUAUUUGUGUUCACUUCUAUAGUAUCAUAUAAAGUUUUAAUACUCUGUUCAUCAAAGUGUAUUUUAGAUAUACUCUUUCUCAAGGGAAGUGGGGAUAUUUUGUACAUUUUCAACACAGAAUAAAAAAUAUACUGUGCCUUG